Molecule: messenger RNA, 643 nt
Organism: Leptidea sinapis
Lineage: Eukaryota; Metazoa; Arthropoda; Insecta; Lepidoptera; Pieridae
Gene: ND-PDSW
Product: NADH dehydrogenase [ubiquinone] 1 beta subcomplex subunit 10
Exons: 4
Coding region: 90-569 (159 amino acids)
Source: RefSeq, a predicted model, not a curated record
UCAAAAUGUAGUUUCUUACUAAUUUUAUUUAGAACUUAGCAAAUUGCAAUUACUUACAGUUUACCCUAAAAUAAUAUUCUCUUAUAAGAAUGGUUCAAGAUUGUGGACCCCCUGAUGAUAAUUUGUUUAGAUCUUUUGUAAGUGCAGUGUACAAUACAGUUGAUGCACCCGUAACAUGGUUCAGAGAAAGAAUCGUUGAACCAAAUCAGAAAAAAUAUCCCUGGUAUCAUCAGCAGUAUAGAAAAGUACCAACAAUAGAUCAAUGUUAUAGCGAUGACGUCGUAUGCGAUUUCGAAGCAAACACUCAAUUUAAACGUGAUAGAGCUGUUGACUCCGAAAUUUUAAACAUAAUUCGUAUGAGAUUUGAAGAUUGUAUGCUGUAUGAAGCUCCUGAUCAUUUGACAAAGUGCAAACCACUUUGGGAGAAAUAUAAGGAUGCUGAAGAGGCUUGGUUCAUCAAAUAUGGUGACUUGGGAGCGUAUGCUGAUGCCCGUAAAGCCUAUAUGAAACAAAAGCAUCGCAUGGUUUGGGAGAGACGCUACGGAUCUCUGUCAAAUCUGACAAAGUAAGAUGUGUCGCAGUCCGUAAAAUUAUGUAUUGAAUAUAGUCAAAGUUGUUUCAAUAAAUUUAUCGAUUACUUGCA